ACCACCACACCCAUCACAACAACCACAACAACAUCACCAACAACCACACCAAAUCCGUCUACCAGUAACAGAGCAACUCAACCUACAAAAUCUACCAUGGCCACUCCUCCUCCACCAGUUCUUCCAGUUUCCAAAGAGUGUCAUUGCGGAGAGGCGGAGCACUCUCGCAUCGUGGGCGGGGAGGAGACAGCACCCCACGCACACCCGUGGGCCGUGGCGCUGUCCUACGUCGCCAGCGGCCAGUACAGGAUCUUCUGUGGGGCAACCCUCAUCACCAACGCCUACGUCAUGACCGCUGCACACUGUGUUCAGGCCAUCUUAGGAUACCGCCGCACAUCGAUCCACGUGCUGCUUGGCCUGUACAGUCUUGAUGACGUCAGCAGCGACGAAGUGAUCAAGGCAACGCCUCUAGAAUACAUCACACAUGAGGCGUACAACAACAAGACCCUGGACAACGACAUCGCUCUUAUCCGCAUCCCGCCCCUGGACUUCUCGACCACCGCCGCCGCGGUGCGGCCGGCGUGCCUGCCUGCUUCUGCGGACCAGCGCUUCGAGGGACAAGUGGCCACCGUCGCCGGCUGGGGGAGUCUCACACCAGGUAUUGUUACCAUUGGUGACAGCGGGGGCCCGCUGCUCGUGAAGGAGACCAGUGGUCGGGCGGCGGUGGUGGGGAUCGUGUCGUGGGGUUAUGGCUGCGCCGAGCCCAACAGACCGGGCGUCUACACCAGAGUAUCUAGUCAGUUAUAA
Molecule: messenger RNA, 747 nt
Organism: Hyalella azteca
Lineage: Eukaryota; Metazoa; Arthropoda; Malacostraca; Amphipoda; Hyalellidae
Product: suppressor of tumorigenicity 14 protein homolog
Exons: 5
Coding region: 97-747 (216 amino acids)
Biological process (GO): proteolysis
Molecular function (GO): serine-type endopeptidase activity
Source: RefSeq, a predicted model, not a curated record